CCAAAACCCUAAUCCCCGCCAAGUCAACAACCAUUCUCAACGGUAUAUUAUUUAUGUGUACAUAUAUAUGUACGCAUUGCGUAGAGAUUUUUCUGUCCUUGGGAAUUUUUUCGUCAAAACCCACAAAUAUUCGGGAAGAAACAGUAGAAUUUUGCGUGUGUGCGUGGGUGGAUGGUUAGGUGAGUGUAGGUGUAUAGAGUUGAAACUUCAAAGAAAUGGCUUUACGUAGUGCAGAUAUGUCGACUGAAUCUGGAUCGAAAUACACGCCGUAUUGCCGGAAGCAGAAAUCACUUGGUCUACUGUGCUCCAAUUUCUUGAGCCUGUACAAUCGGGACGGUGUGGAAUCAAUUGGACUUGAUGAUGCAGCCUCUCGAUUAGGGGUGGAAAGGCGGCGGAUCUACGAUAUUGUGAAUGUUUUGGAAAGCGUUGGUAUUCUUGCUAGAAAGGCGAAAAAUCGAUAUACUUGGAAGGGUUUUCAAGCAAUUCCUAAGGCUUUGCAAGAUCUAAAAAAUGAAGGUUUAAAGGAGAAUUGCCAUGGAGCUGAUGGGAAUUGCUCUGAGAAAGUUUCAGAUGACGAUGAAGAUGAAACCUACUCAGAUACGAACAACUUAAGUCAGAAUGACAAAUCAAACCCCAAUUCUUUUCGUAAACUCUCAGAGCCAAAAAAAUCUGGCGACAACAGAAAGGAGAAGUCCCUGGGGCUUCUUACACAGAAUUUUGUUAAGCUCUUUCUUUGCACUGAUAUGGAAUUGAUAUCUCUUGAUGAUGCUGCAAAGCUGUUGCUUGGGGAUGGAAAGCACACUUCAAUGACUACCAGAACAAAAGUUAGAAGGCUGUAUGACAUUGCCAAUGUCCUGUCAUCCAUGAAAUUUAUUGAAAAGAUUCAUCACCCGGAAACAAGGAAACCUGCUUUCAGAUGGUUGGGGCUACAAGAAAAUGGACCUGCUAACGAGUCGAAGAAAAGGGUAUUUGGGACUGACCUUACAAAUUCCACGUUAAAGAGGUGUAAGGUGGAUGGCAAUGCUGAGCUGCAGCUGCAAAAGCAAGUUAAAAAUCAAAGUUCGGAGAAUGAAGUCGACACAUCGAGAACAAGUGCAAAGAGUUUCCAGUUCGGUCCUUUUGCACCUGUAAAUGUGCCCAAGGUUGAAGCUUCAGGAAACGGCAAACCAAAACAAGUUAUUCAUUGGGAAAGUUUAGCCUCUACUUAUCGGCCUCAGUAUCAUAACCAAGCUUUGCGGGAUCUCUUCUCACACUAUGUUGAAGCAUGGAAAUCGUGGUACUCUGAAGUUGCGGGGAAGAAGCCAAUACAACUAAUGUCGUAAUAACAGGGGCAGACGCAGAGAUUUUGAGUUAGGGAAGUACAAUUAAAUUUUGUACAAAUCGAAUACUUUAUUUUUUAUUUUUGAAUGAUUAAUAUUUGAGCCGA
Olea europaea var. sylvestris is the source of this 1426-nucleotide messenger RNA. RefSeq names its product E2F transcription factor-like E2FE. Bases 216 to 1322 code for a protein of 368 amino acids. Gene Ontology annotation, molecular function: DNA-binding transcription factor activity, RNA polymerase II-specific; RNA polymerase II cis-regulatory region sequence-specific DNA binding. Gene Ontology annotation, biological process: regulation of transcription by RNA polymerase II. Gene Ontology annotation, cellular component: RNA polymerase II transcription regulator complex. Lineage: Eukaryota; Viridiplantae; Streptophyta; Magnoliopsida; Lamiales; Oleaceae. The record is from RefSeq and is a predicted model, not a curated record. The transcript has 11 exons.